UCAUUGUUUAAAAUACUCUAGGGACAUGUGUUGAGUAUGAAUAGCUAUUUUGAAGCUUAAAUAAGCUCUAACGUUGGAUCUAAGUUUUCUUGUAUAUACUCUGUGUUUUGCUCACCUGUUGUAACUUCACCGCGGUUCACGUAGUCAAAUACCCUUUAGGGCCAUGUUUAAAAUUCUACUUUAUUUGUCUGAGUGACAAACAUUUUCUUGGAGAUGUACUGUUCUACACGUAUAGGGCCACGUAUAUGUAAAUGCUCUUCACAUUUAGGGUCAUGUGCAGAUCUUACAUAUUCUUUUAAAUAUGUAACGGUCUUGAAACGUAAUCAAAAUGAUGGUUUAGACGAUGCCACUUGUGACUUGUUCUUCCAUAUCCGAUUCGUAAAGAUCGACAGUUGCCUUUUGUGUUAGGGCCAUUGUGUCAUUUUUUUAAAUUGUAAAUCAGGUGUAAUGACACCUGUAACGUCGGAUACACCUUGUAAUCGCUGUAAAGAGCAUAGCCUAAAAACAGGAUGAAACAAUUUGCAUCAAUUGGUUUUUUUUAACAACCACAACACAAGUAGAGGUUUUGAUCGAUGGUAUUUUUCAAUUCUGAUAAGUCCGAUCACAGCUGGUCGGCAAUGUGAAUGUUGUUUCCCUUUGAACCGCGUUGCGCGUAAGUUGCUUUGCGCAAACUGGAAUAUCAUCUUCGCGACCAGUUGACCAAAUUAUCUAUUUAGUCUAAAUUAAGCUUUCUUUCUCAACGGUUGAAUCCAUUACAGUGGUCGGGUAAGGGCCACUAAUUGGAUUAUCUUCACCAAAUUAUCCAUAAACUAAGCUUUCUUUUUCUCAUCUCAACAGUUUAAUCCAUUCCAGUGGUUACGUAAGGGCCACUGAUUGGAUUAUCUUCACCGUCUGUAGAUACUUUGCACCCAGUUAGGCCUAGAGAUCUAAGUAGCGUAAACCUAAACUAAGUUUCCCCUUUUAUGAUUGUAUCUUGAUAGUGGUCAGGUAAAGAACCAUUAAAAUACGUUUUCCUUCUCUUUAUACCACAGCAUGCCUGCACCGGUCACAAAUUUGAUCAGGAAACCACUGUACAUUAAACAUAACCUAGCUCCGCUAGGAAGAUUCUUUUAUUUUCAGCCACUUGCAAUUUGAUUAGAAGGACCAGCAAGCCAGAUGAGCUCAUGUCAGGAGCUGCUGACACGGAGGAACCGGAAGCAGGGAGGAGGAACAACGGAUGGCUGGAUGACCCUGCUUAUCGGGCGACCCAUUACUGAUUCCCAGAGAUGACGGUCUACAAGAUGAGCUAUCUUUCUGGACGAAGAUACAAUCACUUCUUAAAGGAACCGGAAGCAGGGAGGAGGAUAGACGGAAGGACUGAUGACCUGCUUGCAGAGCAAGUCUUCACCAAAUGUUGAGAUUCUUCUUGCUUCGUUGAGUUGCUGAAAAUGGCGGAUUCUAAACCCAAACGCCUCGCUCUUUGGUCCACUGGGCGUUGCUUGUCUACUGCCAUGGUAAUGAGCUUCGGUAACUAUGGCAACGUGGAAGUCUUCAAUGAACUGUACGCGGGAGCAGCCAGUUUCGGCCCGGACGCCACCAUUCAAUUUCCUCUGCCGAUAAAAGUGGAUGACGAGAUGUCGUAUGCUGAAGUCAAGGCGCUCCUAGAGACCGAUUAUCCAACCAGGGAUCUUGUUUUUAUCAAGGACCUCGCCAGUAACGUAACGGGGUGGUACGACAAGCUGCCGAACGGUUACACGCACGCGUUCAUCAUCCGCAACCCGGAGAAGACCGUCAGCUCCGGAAUCCGACUUUCGGAGCGCGCGGGGUUGACUGUGGAUCAGUACGUGCAGUUGGUCAAAUCGACAGGAAUGACGGGCGGCGGAUUCGGAGACCUGGUCAAGUUGGCAGAGCAUCUUGAGUCUUGGCUGGGUAAACCUCCCGUGAUCUUAGAUGCAGAUGACCUCCAGCGUGACCCUGAGAAGAUGCUGCGUGCAUUCUGCAAGGCCCUGGACCUUCCGUUCCGAGAAUCUCUCCUCAAGUGGGAGCCCAUCACGGAGAUACCUUGGACCAACUCUAAGGCCAUGCUCGCCAUCCACAAGAUUAGCGGGGCUUACGAGAACGCCCUCAAGAGUUCGGGUUGGUUAUUCAGCGACCCCAAGCCCGUUGAUAUGAGUGGUCUGCCGCAGGUACUUCGUGAAUUAAUCGACGAGGCGCGGCCAUUCUACGAAAUCCUUCAUGGAAAGCGUGUGAAGCCAGAACACUAGUUGACUUGGAUCAAUUCUGAUCUUGUGUGCACUGCAAAAUGAUAGUCUUAUGACAGUUAGAGGAAGGCCUGCGCAGUGUAGUAGUACAGUACACACUGCGUUUAGAAUUUUAGAUGUAGUACCGGUACCGGUAUAUGGAGAACUUUGAAUUCUUGUAACUGUCAGUGUUUCCACUCUAAAGAACAGAUUUUGUAACUUUUAACUAACUCGUUACUGGAUGAAUAUUUUGUUGAUCACAUUCUUUUCGAUUUUCAGAUCAUUAAGACAUUGUUACCAUUCACUGAGUAAUUUGAAUAACUCAGCAAAGUAGACCUUAAAAAUAGAGAAACAAAUGAAGCACGUUUUUAAAAUUUCAAGGAUUUAAACUGUAAUUUACGGCCUGGCAUUGUCUAGCUGAUGAGGAGGAUGAAAAUAUAUUACUAUAAAUAAUUGAGAAUUAUACAUUAAAACAUUUUUAGAACGUGUGAAAACAUUAAAA
Molecule: messenger RNA, 2721 nt
Organism: Patiria miniata (bat star)
Lineage: Eukaryota; Metazoa; Echinodermata; Asteroidea; Valvatida; Asterinidae
Product: branched-chain-amino-acid aminotransferase-like protein 2
Exons: 4
Coding region: 1428-2243 (271 amino acids)
Source: RefSeq, a predicted model, not a curated record